Ipomoea nil (Japanese morning glory) is the source of this 2173-nucleotide messenger RNA. Its product is annotated as ankyrin repeat-containing protein NPR4-like. Lineage: Eukaryota; Viridiplantae; Streptophyta; Magnoliopsida; Solanales; Convolvulaceae. The coding region runs from base 82 to 1902 and encodes 606 amino acids. The transcript is spliced from 6 exons. Gene Ontology annotation, molecular function: protein binding. The record is from RefSeq and is a predicted model, not a curated record.
CCAAGUCCACUACUGCACCCAAUCAUCCUCAGUCUGCAUAUAUGUUUCCCAAUAGAAGCUUGCAGUUAGUUAGGGUUUGAGAUGAUGAGAUCUAAUAGAUGUGCAUCUUCUUUGAGUUCCGGCUCUACCCCAUCUCUCGCAGGUAAUGUUAAAGAUUUCGGCAUAUAUAUGGAAUUGUACAGAGCUUCAGUGCAAGGGAAUUGGAAGGCAGCUAAUAGAUUCUUCAGAACGCAUAAGGAAGCAAUCAAAGCUCCUCUGAACCACAACUCAGAAACUGUAUUGCAUGUUGUUGCUAGAUCAGGCACUGCGUCAUUUGCGGAAAAGCUCGUGAAUUCGAAAAUGUUUCCAGACGAAGCGCUUCACCUCAGAGCCAAGGAUUAUGACCUUACCCCACUUCACCUUGCUGCCCAGUAUGGAAACGUUGGGGUGGCUGAAAUCCUUGUCAGGAAGAAACACACUCUGCUCUAUGACAUGGAUGCCGAUGGUUUAUACCCAAUCCAUUACGCGGCUUGCAAUACUGGCAACGCCAAGGACGUCUUUCGCUUUUUCUUUGGUGUCACCAAGGCUAAUGAAGAUAGGCAACCUAAUCCGUAUGAAGGCCCAGCUGGUGCCGCUAUUCUUGUUAACUUAAUCAGAUCUAAAUUCUAUGACAUGGCUUUGGAGUUGGUUGGUCAGCACCAUGAUGUGACUCAUCAUGCUGCAUUAAACAUGGGCGUACCUCCUUUGGAUGCCAUAGUUAAAUAUGACUGUCCUAUCAUUAACACAGCUAACUUCAGUUUUUGGAAAAGGUCAAUAUACUAUUGUAUUUCCAAGAAUUCAGCAUCUACCCAAAAUUUUGUCUCACAAUUGUUGCUGUGGAAGAGCAUUCCAAAAAAAAUCCUGAUGCACCAACAAGCCACAGACCUUCUUAAAUGCUUGUGCGAUGAACUUAAAACCUUAAAUGAUUACAACCAAGUGUUCUCACUUGCAUCAGAUGCGUUACUUCGAGCAGUACAUUUAGACAUUGCCGAGGUGGUUCUAAGUAUUGUGGAAGCAUAUCCUACGAUGGCUUAUUGCUCUGACCACAACGACUUGAAUAUACUUCACAUCGCAAUAGAGAAUCGCUGCGAAAACAUUUUUAACCUUAUUCGUGGAACCAGUGUGCUUGUGCAUAAUUUGCAGGAUACAAUAAACGGAAAUGGAAAUGACAUUAUGAAUUUGGCUGCGAAAUUGGCACCCCAACACAAACUAAAUCUUGUUUCUGGUGCAGCUCUUCAAAUGCAGCGGGAGUUACAAUGGUUUAAGGAAGUGCAAAAAAUUGCACUACCAUAUUUUUCGUCAUGCAUGGAUGAAUAUGGUAAAACACCGGAAAUGCAUUUUACAGAGAACCAUAGACUCUUAAAAAUUGAAGGAGAGAAAUGGAUGAAGGACACAGCAACUUCAUGCACAAUUGCAGCAGCUCUCAUUGUUACUGUCGUCUUUGCCGCUGCAAUCACCGUCCCUGGUGGAAACAGUGAUGCAAAUGGCCUCCCAAUCUUCUCCAGCCACAAUGCUUUCACAGUAUUUGCCAUCUCAAAUGCUGCAUCUCUCUUUACAGCCGCUACUUCCUUGCUGGUGUUCUUGUCCGUCUUAACCUCUCGCUACGCAGAACAAGAUUUCCUAUAUGCUCUUCCCAACAGACUAAUCAUAGGUCUCAUCACCUUGUUUUUCUCGAUUAUAUUAAUGAUGACAGCCUUUUCCUCAACCAUCUACCUCGUAUUUGGGCAAAACAAGUCAUGGAUUCGUAUUAUAGUGCCAGCACUAGCAUCUUUGCCCAUCACUUCAUUUGUGCUUCUUCAGUUCCCACUGCUUGUAGCUUUGGUAUCAUCUACUUACGGACCCGGUAUUUUCAGUCAGCGUGGAAUUCCCCAGAUGUUAAUCUGACGACUCAACAAUAUACCAAAACCUAUCAACACCAAGCCGGAUGCAUGGACUUUUCGUAAGUAUGUUGUACGUUUAUAUUUUGUUGCAUGUUAAUUAAUCGGAAUAAACCAAAACCUAUUAACGGGAUGGAUGGCCUUUUGGAAAGUUUUACGUUUAUAUUUUAAUUUGUUGAGAUCGAUCGAUCAGGUGAAUUGUAUUAAGAUGAUUUUUAUCAGUCAAUUACUCAUAAAUGUUUUCAAAUCAGUUAAUUACUCAUGUUAUUGAAGCCAAA